Molecule: messenger RNA, 1836 nt
Organism: Symbiodinium sp. CCMP2456
Lineage: Eukaryota; Dinophyceae; Suessiales; Symbiodiniaceae
Source: the annotation of a GenBank genome assembly
AUGAAGUACAGGAUCGACUUGGACGAAUUUGUCCACUUGCUGGUCAUGCACCUGCCCGAUGCUCGCAUUGCAGCCGAUGCGGAGUUCAUGACCGACACGGAAAAGUGUAUCAGGCUUUGGUCACAAGAACGCGCGCAGCGUCUUGCAAAAAGUGUGGUGGCCGCUACUUCGGAUCGUAUAGGGAUGCAGAGGUUGGCGAUCUGUACAGGCAUCACACUUGGUGCUGCGAUGAUUGAAGCGACGCUCUUUGUGAAUUUCUCACAUCCGGCUGCCUUUUUCUUCAUUCUGCGCUAUGCAGCAGAGCAGCUUUUGCCAUCUGCCGUGUGGUUAACACAGGAUGCUUCUCUGGUGGCUGACGCAAUGGGGUACAGCCCUGAGGAGCUACUGGUGUUGCACAUUAUGGAUCCAGCAAAUAAGGCCGCAAGACUUCUGCAAGCCGGGCAGUGUCAUGCAGUACGUUCUCUGGCGGCCGGAUUCGGAUUGCUUGGUCAACUGUUUCAGAUUGCACAAAUAACAACGAAUACAAGGAAGCAGUUUGACGAGCGUGUUCGACUCGGCGAAGAGCCUCCUCUGUCCUCUGGUGCCAACGAGCGUGUCAUUCGGCUUUGUGGUGACUUCUCCUUCGUCACCUAUACCACGGCAUCAAAACAAGGGAAGUAUCAUGUGUUGCCCGUUAUGGAUCCCAGCAGCAUGCGAAUGCUUGCGGAGAAGGUCACGCUUGGAUUUAGAUAUCCGUUGUUUCUCGGCGUCCAGUCCAAGCUCUGGGGGCAGCCGGAAGUUUGGCAGCCUCUCCUGGGCGAUGCUGUCCAACCCUCGUGGCUCUUGGAUGGUCCGUCUGGGAGGAAGAUCUUGUGCAUCGAGGUGGAUGGAACAGAACGACGGGAGAUUCUUCUUUUUGGCCGCACGCGAAAGAUCGGAAUCGCACAAGCGAGCAAUGCCUUCCGCGCUAUAUCCUCCGUGGUGCUGCAGAGCCUGCAAAAGCAAGGCCUCGACGUCGCAUCGAUUCGUCUGCUGCGGGUUUACCUGGGUGAUAGCCACGAGCUGGCUGUGACAGGUGCAGGCGCCCGCUACACCUGCCGAGAAAGAGUGCAGUCUCGAUGCGAAGCUGAUGUGUUGGUGGAUUUCCACGCGCCGAUACUACAGCGUUUGCGUCUCUGGGCUUUGGAUUUUGCAGUCCUUGCAGCUACGUCGCAAGAUGAUCCAUUUCCAACGUUUUGCUUUGAGACAUCUUGCCCCGAACGGUUCCAGAAUGUCGCGCAUCUGAUGCGUGACACAGCUCAGGUGGUGGACCAGGUCUCAGCUGUCAGGAUACAAAAAUCCAUGGGCCAGCCGCUGCCCAGGCUGAUACACUACCCGUCCACCGCGGAGACCGUCAAUGCAGCUUAUGCACUGGCGCGUCUUGAGAAAUUUCCCUGCGAUCCGAUGCAGACCCUCGUCUUGUGUGAACGAGACUGGGGAGCGAAGCAGGUGCGAGAACUCAAUGCCGGAUUCCAGGUGUUGUCCGCCGCAGAUGUCAUCGAUGACCUGCUCCGUGAGGUUCGUCAGUGGGCACGCCAUGGUUUCUCAGGCCACGAGAUUCAGUCCGAACUCGACCGUCGAGAUGCGGUGACCCUGCUUGUGGAACGUCUCAGUGCUGCGCUGAAGGCGGAGGACCCGCGUGCUUUGAACGAGAGCGGAAGUUCCGAGGCGAAGCGGCGAGGCGAAGAGCGUUAUUUGUCCGCAGGAGCGUCAGCGAUCUGCGACCCAUACUUGGACCCCUACUUCUUCGGGACGCAGGAAGCCAGCUCGGAUCAAAAGAUGCAUCGCAGGUCGAGAUCGCGCUCGCCUCGUGCCUGA